UAAGAGACAAGAACUGACAUCGCUGAGUUCCUCUUUCCUUUGGGAGAUAAUACGGGAGGAGGAAUAUUCCCCGCACUCCUCUGGCCUCAGAGAAUGACAUACAGAUAGGCUGAGCUGAGGACCCGUGGUGGACGCCCCUCGAAUGCACAAUGGUAGAAAGAUGAAAGCUGUCGAGCAUUCCAGCCACGAACAGAGUGCAAGAAUUGAGCUGAGGUGACACGAGGACAUGCCACGCCGACUCGAGAGAGCUUAGAGGAAGAGGACAGUGCCAGAGUGCCAUCAUGAAGGUGUCCGGACGUGCUCUGGAGCUGAAUGCCAUCUUCCUGGUGGCGGUGCUGCUGCUGGUGUCGCUGCAGGUGUUUCUACAC
Penaeus vannamei (Pacific white shrimp) is the source of this 368-nucleotide messenger RNA. The record is from RefSeq and is a predicted model, not a curated record. Lineage: Eukaryota; Metazoa; Arthropoda; Malacostraca; Decapoda; Penaeidae.